UGCACCGAAUGCUUCGCUCUAGGGUUGAUUUCUGUGCGAGUACGUGGCCAUGAGGAGCGCGAGCUCGAGACGUAGGAGUGACGCAAUCCGGCGCACGGUUACAGUGACCACAGUGCACAUGACAUGUGUCCUUCUCAUCCACGCACCUGAAGCGGAAGGUACCUUUGAAGUGGGGGUGAAUGCCAUGUGCCCAUAAAAAAAGAGUUCCCUCCUUUGAAGAAUAUACUGCUUUUUCACCAGCAAGGGAAGCAAAUCCCGUCACCAUGGGAAACCAGCUGACAGAAAUGGCCCCCAGUGCGCCAUUUCUGCCAAACUUUCAGUCCCUGCAUGUGGUGGUGGUUGGCCUCGACGCUGCCGGGAAGACCUCCCUGCUGUACAGACUGAAGCUACGAGAGUUUGUUGAAACCAUCCCCACGAAGGGCUUCAACACAGAGAAGAUCAAGGUGUUGGUGGGGGGUUCACGUGCCAUAUGGUUCCAGGUGUGGGAUGUGGGUGGCCAGGAGAAGCUGCGGCCCCUGUGGAAGUCCUACACGCGUCGAACCGAUGGCAUAGUCUUCGUGGUGGACUCCUCUGAGGCCGAGCGUAUGGAGGAGGCCAAGGUGGAGCUCCACAAGAUCUCGCGCACCUCGGAGAACCAGGGCGUGCCCGUGCUCAUCCUUGCCAACAAGCAGGACUUGGCGGGGGCGAUGUCUGUUGCCGAGGUGGAGAAGGUUCUUGCCCUUCAUGAGCUUUCUGCCUCUACUCUGCAUCACGCACAGGGCUGUAGCGCGGUUGACGGUCAGGGCCUUCAGCCUGGCCUCGAGAAACUGUACGAAAUGAUUCUGAAGAGGAAGAAGACGGUGAGACAGACCCGAAAAAAAAGAUGAACCACGUGUGUCCGGAUGCGAGCCUCGUCACAAGGAGCCUCAGCCAGGGUUGAGGCCUGAACUUUCAGGUGGAUGGAGGGUCGGCAGAAACGGAUUUGCCAUUCACGUGACACACCAUCUGAGACCACGUUAUUCCAGAGCUUGUGUUUUCACUGCAGCUGCCCUUUGCGUCAAAGGAGUGUGUUAAUUGUGUCAUAAGCGUUUGCAUCUAAAGACCUCAGCCCGAGCGUCCGUGACACGUGCGCCGCUUGGUUCAUAGCUUUGGAUGACAGUGACUCUUUAGGAGCACGAAGAACAUGGAAUGCAUGCGGCGAGAGCUCUGCACGGCCCAUGAGGCAGGCUCACUUUGUCAGUUGCCACGUGGCUCCAUCAUCUGCUCACUUUCUACUGAUGAAGCUUGAUGUGCCGGGGGAGCCUUCGCCCUGAAAGCAGUCCAUUUUUACUGUCUGUGUAUAUGUUUUUUUUUUGUUAUGCAUAUUAAAAAAAAUAAUUUAUUGAAGAUUUCAACACAAACAGUGAAAAUCAUUUUUCUCCAGUAAGUGUGAUACGUGUGGACUUGUGAAGUUUGAACACUGCAGACCAAUGAAAAUGGCAUCAGGCUGUAAGAUGUAAUGGGGGACACAAUGACUUCUUGUUCUAUUUUAAUCCUCUUUGCUCCAGUCGGCGUGUAGACCUUUCACUGCUUGUCUCCGUUGGUGGCGUGACAUAGCCUUGUUCAAGGAGUUCUCCUUCACCGGAAAUGGAACAUGGACCGUUUUCGAUACUGCUUAUACUAAUAAUUUGAUACUUGUUUUCUUCUGAUGAAUUGACAUUCCCCUCAGGAAGGAGGUUACAGUGAGGAAAAAAUCCACUCAAUAAGUUGGAAUAAAGAUGAUUGAUUAUUCAUAAAAAUAAA
This is a messenger RNA of Scleropages formosus (Asian bonytongue), 1761 nucleotides long. It is a transcript of the gene arl4d, whose product is annotated as ADP-ribosylation factor-like 4D. The coding region runs from base 180 to 866 and encodes 228 amino acids. NCBI's taxonomy places the organism in Eukaryota, Metazoa, Chordata, Actinopteri, Osteoglossiformes, Osteoglossidae. The transcript has 2 exons. Gene Ontology annotation, molecular function: GTP binding; GTPase activity. The record is from RefSeq and is a predicted model, not a curated record.